Messenger RNA from Chaetura pelagica (chimney swift), 1090 nucleotides. It is a transcript of the gene CAVIN4, whose product is annotated as muscle-related coiled-coil protein. Gene Ontology annotation, biological process: regulation of gene expression. The record is from RefSeq and is a predicted model, not a curated record. The transcript has 2 exons. Bases 11 to 1090 code for a protein of 359 amino acids. Lineage: Eukaryota; Metazoa; Chordata; Aves; Apodiformes; Apodidae. Gene Ontology annotation, cellular component: cytoplasm; caveola.
GGCAGGCGGAAUGGAGCGCUGUGAAAUCACCUCAGAGGCUGACAAGACCCACCAAAACCGCCUCUCCAGCGUCACGGAGGAGGAUGAGGAACAAGAUGCAGCUUACACGAUUUUGACGGUGCUGGACAAAGUGGCCAACAUUGUGGACAGCGUACAGGCAAGCCAGAAAAGGAUAGAGGAGAGGCACCGGGAGAUGGAAAACGCCAUCAAGACCAUACAGAUUGACAUUCUGAAGCUCGCCCAGGCUCAUGGCAAUACAGGCUACACGGUGAACAAGUUGCUGGAGAAAACCCGCAAAGUCAGCUCCACCAUGAAGGAGGUGCGGGCGCGCGUGGAGAGGCAGAGCGCCAACGUGCGGAAGGUGGAAGCCAAACAGCAGGAGAUGCUGAGGAAAAACAAAUUCCGGGUCGUAAUCUACCAGGAGGAAAGCGAGUGUCCUUCAUCUCUCUCUGUUAUCAAAGAAAGGACACCAGGUGAAACUCUAGAGGAUGAUUUCUUCCCACCUGAUGAUCUGUCUUCUGAUGAAGAAUAUUACAUUGAAGAAAGCAGAGCAACCCAGUUCAAGAAAUCAGGUAUGAGGCGCAUAGAUGAUAUCAAAAAGGCAUUUUCAAGGGAAAACAUGCAGCAGACGAGACAGAAUUUUGGCAAGAAGGUAAAGAGGCUUCGAACUAGAAUAGUGACCCCUGAGAGGAGAGAGAGGAUCAGGCAGUCAGGAGAAAGACUGAAACAAUCCGGGAUGAGAAUCAAGAAAACCAUUUCACAAGCUGCCCCAACGAAGGAGACAUUCAAGAUCCACAAGAAAAACAAAGAGCGAACAGGAGCCGAAGGUCAGGAGGGGAUCCAGGAAGCCGGUGUGCACGUGGCCUCUGAGCUCCCAGCAGCAGAGCCCUUCACUGAAGAAAUCUCUUACACAGAAGUGAUCACGAAGGUAAAGAAAGACAAGAACAGUGCAACAAAAGGUGCUUCCACGUCGACUGAAAAAGGAGUCACAAUCCCAGAAGUCGUUCUUAAGCAGGAAGGAAAAGAAGGAGGAGGAGGUGAUGAUGUCCCUUUGCUAGACUUAAAGCCAUCGGCAUAUGGAAUCAAUUAG